AUGCGGCUGGCUAAGAUAAUUGUAAUUCUUGCUGGACGCAGCCACUACAGCCAUGUGCCUUCAAGCGGUGGAGUCAAGCGUAUCUCGGGUCUGAUCUACGAGGAGACCCGCGGUGUGUUGAAGGUGUUCCUGGAGAACGUCAUCCGUGAUGCCGUCACCUACACCGAGCACGCCAAGAGGAAGACGGUGACCGCCAUGGAUGUGGUGUACGCUCUGAAGAGGCAGGGCCGCACUCUGUACGGCUUCGGAGGUUAAAGUCAGCGAUCAUGCAGCACAACAAAGGUCCUUUUCAGGACCACACA
This is a messenger RNA of Amphiprion ocellaris (clown anemonefish), 302 nucleotides long. RefSeq names its product histone H4. The record is from RefSeq and is a predicted model, not a curated record. NCBI's taxonomy places the organism in Eukaryota, Metazoa, Chordata, Actinopteri, Pomacentridae. Gene Ontology annotation, molecular function: structural constituent of chromatin; protein heterodimerization activity; DNA binding. Gene Ontology annotation, biological process: nucleosome assembly. The transcript is spliced from 3 exons. The coding region runs from base 1 to 255 and encodes 84 amino acids.